This is a messenger RNA of Vicia villosa (hairy vetch), 1158 nucleotides long. RefSeq lists its product as uncharacterized. The record is from RefSeq and is a predicted model, not a curated record. The transcript is spliced from 2 exons. The coding region runs from base 1 to 1158 and encodes 385 amino acids. Lineage: Eukaryota; Viridiplantae; Streptophyta; Magnoliopsida; Fabales; Fabaceae.
AUGCCCUCAUAUGUUAAAUUUCUCAAAGAAAUCCUAUCAAAUAAAAAAAAGAUAGAAGACAAUGAGACCGUAACACUCACUGCCGAAUGUAGUGCGUUAAUUCAAAAUAAAAUGCCACCUAAGCUGAAAGACCCAGGGAGUUUCUCCAUACCUUGCAACAUAGGAAAAUUUGUCAUAGACAAAGCUCUGUGCGACUUAGGAGCUAGUAUUAGCCUAAUGCCUUUGUCCAUUUGCGAGAAGCUUAACAUGGGAGAGCUAAGACCAACCAAGAUGUCAGUACAACUUGCAUACCGUUCCAUUAAGUAUCCUGUAGGUGUUCUUGAAAACAUACCCGUCUGCAUCGGACAAUUUUACAUCCCUACGGAUUUCAUAAUUAUGGACAUAAAGGAAGACGUCAAUACCCCUAUAAUCUUAGGAAGACCAUUUCUGGCCACCGCUGGAGCUAUUAUAGACGUAAAGAAAGGCAAGUUGACAUUCGAAGUAGGUGAGGAGAAGGUCGAAUUUAUUCUAACACAAUUCCUUCAAGCCCCAGCUAUAGAAGAUACAUGCUAUCUGGUGGACGUUAUUGAUGAAUGUAUAAGAGAGAUAGGAUUAUCAGAAGAAUCUUACUCUGACGUUAUAAAGAUUCUGAUGCCCCUGAUUUUCGAAGAUGACAAUUGGCGUUCGGAGUAUCGAGACGAUAACUUAAGAGAAUGCUUAGCUUUAACACCCAACCAUAUGCCUUGCCCUAAGAAACCAACCUUGGACCUUAAACCAUUACCCAAGACUCUUAGAUAUGAAUUCCUAGACAACGAGCUCAAAAGACCAGUAAUAGUCAACGCAAAGUUAGGUGGAACAGAGAUUGAAAAACUGUUACAAGUGUUAAGAAAAUACCCAUCUGCGUUAGGAUAUAACAUUGCCGAUCUAAAAGGAAUAAGUCCUUCCAUAUACAACAUCAUGGAAGUCUUUAUGGACGACUUCUCUGUAUGUGGGGAGGAUUUUGAGGGAUGCCUUUCAAAUCUAGAAAAAGUAUUGGACAGAUGUGUACAAGUUAACCUCGUCCUAAACUGGGAGAAGUGUCAUUUUAUGGUUAAACAAGGAAUAGUACUCGGACAUGUGGUCUCCGAAAGAGGGAUUGAAGUCGAUAAAGCAAAGAUCGAAGUUAUAGAGAACCUUUAA